UCAUCACUCGUUAAAGUAAAUAAUCAAACGCCACUAAAUUAAAAGAGGAUAUUGACUUCGAUCCAUAUAUCACUAACUAAUUUUCCUCAUUUGUGUGAAACCUCGCUCGAUCACAUUUUACUGUGUUAGCUAGGUACCACAAAAUCAUUGUAUAAAUAACCUUCAAUAUUUCUACCAUCUUCUCCAUCCCACAAAUUAAACUCAGCCAAAUAUAAUAAACAAUAAAAUCAUAGGAUCGAUUGCGAGUGAAAUAAAAGAACCAAUUUGAGAUCGAAUCCAUGGCUUCCAUGAGAUUCGCAUUGGUUCUUUUAUUGGCUUGCAUGAUCCUCUCCUUCCAAGCCGUUGUCGCUGAUAUUAUCUGCGAGAACUUGGCUGUAAACAUUUGUGCCUUUUCCGUCUCAUCCUCGGCAAAGAGGUGCGUGUUGGAGAACUCGAUCGAGGACGAUGGGAAAUUGGAGUACCAAUGCAAGACGUCAGAGGUGGUGGUCGGAAGUAACGUGGCGGAAUACAUAGAGACCGAUGAGUGCGUGGAAGCGUGCGGGGUCGAUCGGGAAUCGGUUGGGAUGUCGUCAGAUGCCUUGCUUGACCCGACCUCCAUGGCUAAGCUUUGCUCCGCCGCAUGUUACAAUAAUUGCCCCAACAUCGUUGCCCUUUACUUCGACUUGGCCUCCGGUGAAGGAGUGUACUUGCCGGAGUUGUGCCAGAAGCGAAGUGGUGGCCUUCAACUUCAGAGCGACGGUGCGGCUACUCCACGGCGUGGCAUGGCUGAGCUUUCGAGCGAUAAUGCUGAAGCACCUAUCGCUACUCCACGGCGCGGCAUGGCUGAGCUUUCGAGCAAUAAUGCUGAAGCACCUAUCGCUGAUACCGCUACACAGCAAGGGUACCCUCGUCGGGCCAUGGUUGAGAGCAGUGACAGGACAGAGGCACCUGCCCCCAUUUCUAGUAAUGAAUGAUGAUACAUUAGAACCAUCUCUAUUAUAUUUCUAAAGGAUAAAUUUAUGUUGGGGGAGGGUUAAUGAUGGUCAGAUCAUUGUAUAAUUUGGUUGAGGUUUGGGAUUAUCUCAAUAAAAUCUGGCUAGAGUUCUCA
Ipomoea nil (Japanese morning glory) is the source of this 1087-nucleotide messenger RNA. RefSeq lists its product as uncharacterized. The coding region runs from base 279 to 953 and encodes 224 amino acids. The record is from RefSeq and is a predicted model, not a curated record. The transcript has a single exon. NCBI's taxonomy places the organism in Eukaryota, Viridiplantae, Streptophyta, Magnoliopsida, Solanales, Convolvulaceae.